Messenger RNA from Lolium rigidum, 1248 nucleotides. RefSeq names its product acetylserotonin O-methyltransferase 1-like. The coding region runs from base 9 to 1088 and encodes 359 amino acids. Gene Ontology annotation, molecular function: protein dimerization activity; S-adenosylmethionine-dependent methyltransferase activity; O-methyltransferase activity. The record is from RefSeq and is a predicted model, not a curated record. Gene Ontology annotation, biological process: methylation. The transcript has 2 exons. NCBI's taxonomy places the organism in Eukaryota, Viridiplantae, Streptophyta, Magnoliopsida, Poales, Poaceae.
UCAAAAUAAUGGUGCCUACUCAAGAUGAAUCCAGCUCUCAGGACUUGCUCCAGGCUCAAGUUGAUCUUUGGCACCAUGCAUUGGGAUUUGUCAAGUCCAUGGCACUCAAAUGUGCAAUGGAACUGCAAAUUCCUAAUGCCAUCCAAGGCCAUGGUGGGUCUAUUACCCCUUCAGAGUUGGCCACAAAGAUUGGGCUCCAUCCGUCUAAGCUUCCCCGCUUACGACGAAUCAUGCGUGUGCUCACCGUAUCAGGCAUCUUUGCUAUCCAUGAAGCAGCUUCACCAGACAAGGAGGUUGUUUAUGGGCUUACGCCAACCACACGCCUCCUUGUUAUCGAUGAAAUUAAAUCAAACUUAUUUCCCAUUCUGUCUUUGAUUCUUGAUUCAACCGUCAUUUCCCCUUUCCUUGACAUGCACUCAUGGUUUCUCGACGAGUGUUCCACGUCCCUGUUCAAAAAGGCUCAUGGCCUUAAUAUUUGGGAGAUGGCUAACCAUGAUGAUACUUACAACCAGCUAAUCAAUAACGCAAUGGUUUCUGACACUAACUUUCUAUUGGAUAUCAUAUUGAGGGAGUGUGGUGAUGUAUUUCAUGGCAUAAAUUCGCUUAUUGAUGUCGCUGGAGGCCACGGUGGAGCUGCCAGGGUAAUUGCGAAGGCAUUCCCGCAAGUAAAAUGUACUGUGCUGGAUCUCCCUCAUGUUGUUGCAGAGGCUCCUACUGAUGAUAAUGUGCUGUUUAUUUCCGGCGAUAUGUUUAAGUACAUUCCACCAGCACACGCUCUUUUCCUGAAGUCAAUUUUUCAUGAUUGGGGAGAUGAAGACUGUGUCCAGUUAUUGAAAAAAUGCAAGGAAGCUAUCCCUCCCAGAGAUGCUGGUGGGAAGGUGAUAAUUGUAGAUAUGGUGGUUGGAUCUGGGCCAAAUGCGAUUGUUACAAGAGACACAGAAGUUUUCUUUGACCUCCUUAUGAUGUGUUUUGAGGGGAAAGAGCGAGAGGAAUUCGAGUGGAAAAAGAUAUUCAUGGAAGCUGGGUUCAGCGACUACAAGAUCUUGUCAGUUUUGGGUGUUAGAUCUGUUAUUGAGCUCUACCCUUGAACACCAUGAAAAAUUACGUGUCAAUUGGUAUUGUAUUUUCACAAACUAGCAUGAACAGCAGGUGUGCUUCCUUGUUGCAAGCCUGUGGCUUAGUGUGAUUAAUGGAUGUAUUCUUUGUACCCUUUAUUUUUAUAAAUGAGAAGAAUUUACACCGACGGUA